UUUGGACGUAGCAGCAAUCUCUUGCUGACUCGAUAUAAAAGGAGCGCAAUGUUCGACUUAAGUCUUUCUGCUGUUGCUGUCGGACCCGAGACCGUUCCCACUUGUUGUUGUUCAUCCUCCACUUAUGUCCCCCCGUUUCAUCCAAUUUUAAUCAAACAACCACAUUGUUUCUUCUUGUCGAAUUUCAUUUAGUGUCGAAAAGUUGGCGAUUUUCAUUGAAUCAGCACCCGAAAAUAAGAAUUCCUCCGACAACUUGUUUGCACAGCUCCCGAGUUUUCACGAAAGGAGAACUUGUUAAUAAUAACAAGCCACGUGUAUAGACAAUUACUUGUCGCGAGUUUAGCAACUGUUCUAUUUCGCAAAGUUCGUUGGAGACGUGCAGUCCAUUUUUUUGUUUUGUUUCUUUUCAAAGCGAAAAGAAAGUAGUUUUUGACAUCGUCCGGAUUUCCUCGUUUUUUGUUGCGUGUGUUUUCCCGCGUGUGCCGCUUGUUGACGCAGACAUGGCGGCGAUCAAUAAGGCUUUCGUCCCUGAAGAUGAUUUCAAAGAAACUAGUCGUCAGGAUCGUCCUACCUCGUCGGAUAAGGGCAGCACCGUCUGUCACGUAGACAUCGAGAGGAUCGAUGACUCGAAUGCGCCCAAGUUACCCCAGAUUUUAGCAACUCUGCCAGCAUUAUUCGGUGCUUUCGUUCUGGGAACUUAUCUGGGCUGGUGCAGUCCGGUGCAACCGCAAUUGAAGUCGGCCAACGGUACGAUCACGGCCAGUGAUGACAUCACGACAGAGGACCAGGAAAGCGUGUGGCACUUGUUGUUGGACGAAGAUCAAAUGUCGUGGGUAGGGUCGCUGAUUAAUGUCGGUGCCGUAGUUGGAUGCCUUUGCGGAGGCUUCCUCAUGGACAGAUUCGGUCGAAAGGUCAUCCUGGCCGCCGUCUUUUUGCUCUACACGGCCGGCUGGCUGUUGAUCACAUUGGGCGUUCAUGCUAGUAUGUUGUAUGUCGGUCGGAUUGUCGGUGGAUUAGCUGGAGGCGUUUGCUGCGUCGUAGCUCCUAGCUACAUCGGUGAAACGUCCACCAUCUCGAUGCGAGGAGCGCUGGGUAUGCUCUUCUCUGCCAUGAUGUCCGCCGGAAUUUUGGCAACAAGUCUAUUGGGAUGGCUGGAUUGGCGCUGGAUUUCGACCAUCUGCACCCUUUUCCCUGUGCUGGUUCUCGUCGGAGUCAUCUUCGUGCCGGACUCGCCAUACUUUUUAGUCAAACAAGGUCGCCAAGGAGACGCCGAAUCCUCGUUACUCUGGUUGCGCGGGAAUGAUUACAAUUACGUAAAAGCCGAGCUGAGUCGCAUUGAGGCUCUCAUUGUAGAAGAUGCGGCUCAAGAAUCUCGAUUCUCUGACAUCACACGACCUGCUGUUUACAAGCCCGUACUCAUCGGAAUUGGCCUGAUGGUUCUUCAACAGCUCUCCGGCAUUAACGCGGCCCUCUUCAAUUCGGUGGAAAUCUUCCGCUUGUCCGGUUCCAGUUUAGACGGGCUCGUCAGCGCCGUCAUUCUCAAUUUCGUUCUGUUGGUGGCUGCGCUGUCGUCUUCCAUUUUAGUGGAGCGUUUAGGACGAAAGGUUUUGUUUCUACUGUCGGAGACGUUAACUUGCCUCUCCGUUUUCGCGUUGGGUGGCUACUUCUACGUGCUGGAGAACGAUCGCGAGAUGGCCCAACGAUUCGGAUGGGUCCCUUUGACCCUGUUAAUCUUCUUCAUUGCUGUUUUCGCCGCCGGAGUGGGUCCUCUGCCUUGGCUCGUGUCCGGAGAAUUGAUGCCGGCCAAAUUUAAAGGUCCUGGCAGCUCAAUUGUCGCCUUCACUAACUGGAUCACUUCGUUCAUUGUCACUAAAGCCUUCAUUGACAUGCAAAGAAGCCUCACCAAUGCCGGGACGUUUUGGGUCUUUGGCAUCUUGUGCUUUAUCGGCAUCUUGUUUGGCAUCUUCAUCUUGCCCGAGACGAAAGGCAAAACGCCGGAACAAAUUCAGGCCCUUUUCAGCGAUGGCAAAGACCGUGAAAAUGUGAAUAAUUCCAUCGAACAGCGUCCAUCACGUUUCUAAAUCUCAAUGUGUAGAUCCACUAUCAUCACUUUCUUCCUAAAUUAUAUAUGAUUAUGCAACGAAAACUAAAAACGACACACAAUCUACCGUAUUACGCCCUACCCCCCCGCCGAGUUAAACGCGCACGCACAAUGACGUGAAUCAAAUGACGACAUUACAUUUUCUUUGCUUGCUGUAAUCUAUUAGGGAUUAGACCAUUUACGCUGAAUCGUGUCAUAAAACCCGCGUACGGCAACGGCUAUCAAUUUGACACGUAAUGCAAUGGAUCAUCGGAAUGGCCUUAAUAUUUUUUGAAAUACUUUUCGUUUUUUCUAGCCUGUAUGUCAUGCCAUAUGUGUUUUGUACUUUUAUAUAGCAAUAUUUUUGCAAUAAAUUGGCGGUGUGUUGAUCCUCUAUCGCAAACGAA
Molecule: messenger RNA, 2487 nt
Organism: Daphnia magna
Lineage: Eukaryota; Metazoa; Arthropoda; Branchiopoda; Diplostraca; Daphniidae
Product: facilitated trehalose transporter Tret1
Exons: 7
Coding region: 501-2081 (526 amino acids)
Biological process (GO): transmembrane transport; carbohydrate transport
Cellular component (GO): membrane
Molecular function (GO): sugar transmembrane transporter activity
Source: RefSeq, a predicted model, not a curated record